AUGCUCUGGAACAACAAUUGGGUAACACUUAUUGAUGGUCUGCUACAAGUUAAUGUAUUGAGGCAACGACACGUCGGAGUAUCUCAGCCCACAGAAAUUAGAAAUCUGAGUAUAAAUGUUUCUGAACAUGAGAAGCAUAUCACGAACGUUGAUGGCAAGAAUGUAGUGCAGGCCCGUGUUUUCAAACAAUAUGAGACUACAACAUGUGGAGGUGUGACUUUACAGGGAGUUACAUUCUAUCAUUUGCCACAUCUGACAGAAAAAACCGUUACACUAAGCUUUUUAUCAGGCGUUAAGACCGAAUUAAAUAGUGCAUUGUUAGGAAGCAAUGGCCGCACGCCUUUGCCGCGAAAAUUGAAUUCCAACUUUAAGCUGGAAACUUCUAAGAUUGGAGACAUUCGCUCACUGUACUGGAUGCAAGAUUCGCAACAUUUCAGUUCUGAAAUUGAAGUCAAGGUGCAUUAUGCUAGCAUAUCGAGACUAGAUGUAGAAAAGGCCAUAGGUAUGAUGAAUAAGGCUGCAAUAGGAACUGAUUCAGAUGAAAAUCAUUUUGGUUUCGACUUUAGCGGCGUUACAAAAAGUGGCGAACGCGUCAUGGGUAUUGUGGUUGAUGGCUCAUGUAAGCGCACGGUGAGCGCACGUCCAGAUCUUCUGUGGCCGAUUCCGGAUCAUUGGGAGUUUGAAGAAGCCGCUACUGUACCAAUGGCCUACAUGACGGCGUUUUACUGUCUCAAUUCGUGUGUUACAAGUCUGACCAGAGGGACAAUAGAUGUAGCAACUAUGAAAUCUGAUAGCAUCCUUAUUCAUGGAGGUGCCGGUGCUCUAGGUCAAGCUUUGAUAUCAAUAGGAUUAGCGAUCGGUUAUCAAGUAUUUACAACUGUUUCAUUAAGAUGCUCAUCAAGAUGGACUCUGGAUGUUUCAAAAUACAAUCCUCAAGAUAGUUCUUUAUUCGGAAUGGCCAAUUUGAAAUACGGCAGGUCGUAUGUGACUAUAAAUGUGUUGGGCCUAUUAAUGAGGCGAAAUUCCCAGGAGCUGAAUAUCUUGCAAAAAGCAUUAAGCGAAGGUAUAUCCAGGGGUUACGUUCGUCCUUUGUCUCGAGUGACGUAUGCUGCCGAAGAGGUAUCCCGGGCCUUCCAGCUGCUUGUAACUAGACAACAUCGUGGUCGAGUGCUGCUGAGAAUUGAUGGAUUCCAACCGUCGAUCAAACAUAGGAUACCUUCCAUGUAA
This is a messenger RNA of Bombyx mandarina (wild silkworm), 1227 nucleotides long. RefSeq names its product fatty acid synthase-like. Gene Ontology annotation, biological process: fatty acid biosynthetic process. The record is from RefSeq and is a predicted model, not a curated record. Gene Ontology annotation, molecular function: fatty acid synthase activity; oxidoreductase activity. NCBI's taxonomy places the organism in Eukaryota, Metazoa, Arthropoda, Insecta, Lepidoptera, Bombycidae.